UGCUUGGUUUAUAUUGCUUGCUACCAAAACUCACAAUUCUUAAAUCUUACAUUAUGUCUCACAAAACUUUCACCUUCUUGCUACUUAAUAUUAUCAUAAGCGUAAUUGCAACAUUACCAAUUUCGUUGGGUGCACCAUCUCCCGAAGGCUUAGAAGUCUACAUAGUUGUUACUGAGAAACCUAAUGGAGAUCCUACCACAACUUAUGUUAGAAUGUUAACUUCACUUUUUGACAGUGAGGAGGCAGCGAAGAAGGCACUGAUCUAUGUUUAUCAAUUCUCUGUGCAAGGAUUUGCAGCUAAACUCACCCCUCAACAAGCAAAAAGUCUCUCCGAAUAUCCCGGUGUUAUAUCCGUUGAAAAAGACCAAAUGAUGUCAUUGCCGCCCCUACGAGACGAGGGGAAUUUCCACUAAUAAGCAUUGUUGGGAAUGGGGAAUUUCCAGAGAGUAUAAUAGUGAUAAUAUUAAGAUUUUAAUUAUUUACACAAUAAAAAUGUAUAACAUAUUAUCUCUCUAUAUA
Messenger RNA from Ipomoea nil (Japanese morning glory), 519 nucleotides. RefSeq names its product subtilisin-like protease SBT3.6. Bases 54 to 413 code for a protein of 119 amino acids. The transcript has 3 exons. The record is from RefSeq and is a predicted model, not a curated record. Lineage: Eukaryota; Viridiplantae; Streptophyta; Magnoliopsida; Solanales; Convolvulaceae.